UCUGUUAGAUUUUCGCGAGUGCUUCUUGGGUGUAGUUCUGUGGGAAACUCUAUGGGUGGCACACAGUUAAUUUUCUCAAUGGUAGCUCGUUUGUGGUGGAUAAUGGUGUAAAGAGGGAAAAAGGGGUAGAAGCUCACGAAGGUUUUUUGUGUGUGAAAGUUGAGGGAUUACACGCUGGAGAUUGAUUGAUCGAAAGGGGGAAAAGAUUUCGCAAAAGACGAAAAAAAAAUUGGAAAUAAAUUGCGUGGAAAUACGAUAAAAAAGGCAAGAAAUAUUAAAAGAAAAGGUGUAUGAAGAAUGACUUCAAAAAUACACGAGCAAGCGAAAUUGGACGCAAACAAACAAGCAACCAGUCCAGAAGAGUGUGAGGAUUUGAGCCCAAUGCCACAAUCAACAGCACCGCCAGUUAGACGGCGUGGUGGAAUUUCCGCGGAGCCCGUGACAGAGGAAGAUGCCACGAGCUAUGUCAAAAAGGUCGUUCCAAAGGACUACAAAACCAUGGCGGCUCUCUCAAAGGCCAUUGCCAAAAAUGUCCUCUUCUCGCACUUGGAUGAGAAUGAACGAUCAGACAUUUUUGAUGCAAUGUUCCCGGUUAAUUGCUUAACGGGUGAAUCGAUUAUUCAGCAGGGGGAUGAAGGUGAUAAUUUUUACGUUAUCGACCAGGGUGAAGUUGAGGUGUUUGUAAAUUCCGAAUUGGUGACAACAAUCGGUGAGGGUGGAAGCUUUGGUGAACUGGCACUAAUCUAUGGGACACCAAGAGCUGCAACGGUACGUGCAAAGACAGAUGUUAAACUCUGGGGCAUCGAUCGUGAUUCGUAUCGACGCAUCCUCAUGGGUUCCACCAUUAGGAAGAGGAAAAUGUACGAGGAAUUCUUGUCCCGCGUGUCAAUUUUGGAGAGUUUGGACAAAUGGGAGAGAUUAACAGUGGCAGAUGCCCUCGAAACGGUCAGCUUUGAGGAUGCAGAGACUAUUGUGAAGCAAGGAGAGCCCGGUGAUGAUUUCUAUAUUAUCGUCGAGGGAUGUGCUGUUGUUUUGCAGCAAAAGGGCGAAGCUCAACAGAAUGAAGAAUCAGCUGAGGUGGGACGUUUGGGUCCGAGUGAUUACUUUGGAGAAAUUGCUCUUCUCCUGGAUAGACCACGUGCUGCCACAGUUCAGGCCAGAGGUCCUCUCAAAUGUGUCAAAUUGGAUAGAGCAAGAUUCGAACGUGUUCUGGGGCCUUGUGCGGAUAUUCUUAAGAGAAACAUAACACAGUAUAAUAGUUUCGUCUCACUCUCUGUUUAAAAACAAACUAUAAUAAUGCAGAUUGCAAAAAGAAAGGACAAACAAAUCUAUGAGAUAUAACAAAUUAAACAAAAAAGUGAUUGCCUUUUACAUACUUCUUCCUUCAUUCGCAUGAAAAAAGCCUCCAUAGAAAAUGUUUGCUAUUAUCGCAAAGAAAAAAAAACGCUAUCGGAUCACAAAAAUGCAUUUCAUACUGUACACUGGAUAACAAAACAAAAAUUAAUCAGAAAAAAAAAGAAUUUAGAAGAAAAAUUAGAAUGAAUAUAAGAAAAAUCUAUAGGGAGGAAAAAUUAUUUAAAAACAAACAAAAAAUAUCUUGAAUGUAGAUGAAGAACAUAAAAAAAAGUAUACAAAAAAUGGAGCAAUUCGAGGAAGAUGGGAAUGAAAAAUGAUGUAGAAAUUGACUUGCGAUUUAUGAAUUUUUAUAUAGAACCAUUUCAAUGUAUUUAUGAAAGUUUUAGCAUAAUAGAAAAUCAUCUAUCUCAAAAAAAGAUUAUAAAUAAAAAAUGUAGAAGAAAAAAAAAGAUAGCACAGGGAUACCCCAUUCAGACUUUCUCAGAACAUUACAUAGGAUUUGCUGGGCGGAUUCAUUGAUUAAAUCAAAGAAAAUUAAAAAAAAAAACCUCAUAGAAAGUUUUGUUUAAUUACCUCUUUUUCAACAUUUUUCCUUUCUCUUUCAUCACUCCUUAUUCUAAAUUCAACAAAAAAAAAAGUACGAAGGUUUAAUAUUUUUUUUUAGUCUGAAAUAGGAAACAAGAAAGGGAAGAAAUAAGGAAGAACACACACACACACAAUCUAUAAAAUAUUCUUUGAUAUACUUAAUGAGGAAAAAAUGUGGAAGGGCAGAGCAACUAAUUUAUUUUAAUAUAAUAGAGCAAGUAUAAAAAAAUCAAUUUAAAAAUAAAACACAUGCAUUAAUGAACGUUAGAACCAAAAUUAAAUUUUUCGGAUAAAUUACUUUGCGUGACAAACCACCCGCUGGCGGGUUGAAUAAUCAAAUUACGCAUUAAAAAAAUUAUUUAUUAUACACGGUUCAUCAACAUCUUGUUGAAAAGGCGAUUCAAAACCAUUAAAAAAAAUUAAAUAAAAAAGAAAACUUUCGAGAGUUUAGUAAUAAAAAGAAAAACUUUAAAAUUGGAAUUUAAAGAAAAUCAUGCAUAUUUAAAAAAAACAUAAUUUUAUUAGCUGUAAAUCAAUUUAAAAAAAUCAUUGAAAAACAUUUAAAAAAAAACAUUGACGUAUUGUAAAUAAAUGUGUAUUAAAAAUUUAAAAAAAAGAAAAGAAAAUCAAUAACUUGAAUGGAGACCAUUUACGAAGAAAUUUCAUUUGCAUGGAAGAGAAAAUCUUUGAGAAAAGAAAACAAAAACAUUUACUUAUUUAAUACCAUUUUAAAUUAAAAGGAAAAAAAUAUCAAUCUGUAUAAGAGUGUAAUAAUGUAAUUUAAAUUUCGUGUUUAUUUCCAUAUUUAAUGGUAAAACAUACAAAAAAACAUUAUACAUAAAAUGGAGGUUUUUGUGGUAUAAAGACCGAAAUAAAACAAACAACAGAAUGUAUAAAUAAAUUUUGAAUCUUUUAAAAUUA
Molecule: messenger RNA, 2862 nt
Organism: Lutzomyia longipalpis
Lineage: Eukaryota; Metazoa; Arthropoda; Insecta; Diptera; Psychodidae
Gene: Pka-R1
Product: cAMP-dependent protein kinase type I regulatory subunit
Exons: 8
Coding region: 298-1281 (327 amino acids)
Biological process (GO): regulation of protein phosphorylation
Cellular component (GO): cAMP-dependent protein kinase complex
Molecular function (GO): cAMP-dependent protein kinase regulator activity
Source: RefSeq, a predicted model, not a curated record